AAGGAUUUAUUCUAUAAAUUCUCUUAUUCUCUUUCAUUCUCUCUCUCUCUCUCUCUCUCUCUCUCUCUCUCUCUCUCUCUCUCUCUCUCUCUCUCAUUUUCUCUCUCUCUCUCUCUCUAAGAUCCUUCGCCGUUCAUCAUCCGUUUCCAAAAACGGAGGGUACUGCGUGGAUCAGAAGAGGAAACUCUACACUUUUAGUGAAUCGGAUCGUCGUUUCGGAGAGUUUCGGGUUUUCCCAAGAAUCGAGGUUUUCAGGAUCUCGAGUUGUCGUUUUGAACCGUUUUCGUACGAAGUUUAUUUCGAAUAUAAGGUCCAUCCGUGCGUCGGUCCUAGUAGAUAAAAGGACUAGGGAGGUUAUUUUGGUUAGCUUACGAUGGAAUCCAGGGAUAUCACUGCCAAUAUAGGUGGCAGUAGUAGUGAGGGUGCCGGCCCCGAGGCUGGUAACGACUCUACUAGUGUGUUACGUGAAUUCGCACAGCAGCUUAUGGCUGAGGUAGUGCGUACGAAUAGAGGGCAGGAUCGUCCUAUGACUGAGUUGGGUUGCUCUAUUGAACAGUUCACCAGAUUGAAGCCCUCUGCUUUUGUGGGCGGUACAGAUCCAGUUCGUGCUGAGAAUUGGAUCCAGGAGAUCGAGAAGAUCUUAGGUGUGUUAAACUGCACUGAAAAGCAGAAAGUCACCUUCGCCACGUUCAAGUUGGCAGGGGAGGCUGAGAGAUGGUGGGGGUCGGUAAAGCAGAUGGAGGAGCACCGACCGAUACCGAUAGUGUUGACAUGGGCCCGAUUCAAAGAGCUCUUCUUUGAACGUUAUUUUCCGGCCACAAUGAGAAAUGCGAAAAUGGAGGAAUUUAUGAAUUUGACGCAGGGUUCACUGACAGUGCAGCAGUACGCUGCCAAGUUCCAGGAGCUGUCUCGAUUUGCUCCAUUCGUGAUUCCUGAUGAAGCAAAGAAGGCUUGGAAGUUUCAGAGGGGUCUGAGGAGCGAGAUCCGUAAGCAGACGGCGAUUCUGCAGUUACAGGAUUUUGCUACGUUGGUUGAUAAAGCCACGGUAGCAGAGGAGUGUUUACUAGAGGAUGCAGAGGUUCAGGUUACGAAGAAGAGGCCAGCGCCUCCUAAUUAUUCAUCGGGGGCAGGACAGAGUAAAUGGAAGAAAAAUAGUAGUGGCACGUCCCAGAAUGCCGCAAGUGUUCCACAUUGCUCUUUAUGUGGUAAGAAACACCAGGGGCAGUGUUGGUUGUCUACGGGAGCCUGUAUGCGGUGUGGUAGACAAGGACAUCAGAUGAGAGACUGUCCGAGGCAGAGGAAUGAUGGAGUCACACAGAAGCAAUACAGAGGGAAUGCUCCGACACAGCGUGGUGGUCAGCAGGGGGGUACUGCCCAGGCUAGGGUAUAUUCUCUGACUCCUGGUGACGCUGAGAACGCUGGUGACGUGGUCACAGGUCCAUCCGUGCGUCGGUCCUAGUAGAUAAAAGGACUAGGGAGGUUAUUUUGGUUAGCUUACGUAAGCAUCUAAAUUUUUGUACUAAACUUGAUGAAAGUCCUUUUUGGAGGUUGUAAUAUGACGAUUACUCUAAGUCCGAAUGUAUGUAAAUUAUGGAUGUAUUAGUGAACUCUGGUAUAAGGCUAGUAGUAAUCCCAAUGGAUGUUUAUGUUUUUCCGCGACA
Messenger RNA from Malania oleifera, 1661 nucleotides. RefSeq lists its product as uncharacterized. The coding region runs from base 374 to 1459 and encodes 361 amino acids. Gene Ontology annotation, molecular function: nucleic acid binding; zinc ion binding. NCBI's taxonomy places the organism in Eukaryota, Viridiplantae, Streptophyta, Magnoliopsida, Santalales, Ximeniaceae. The transcript is spliced from 5 exons. The record is from RefSeq and is a predicted model, not a curated record.